CGCCAUCUCCGUCAGCUCGUCACCGUGGCGACUUCGUCUUUCGCUCCCACCGCCAUGUCGCUGCUCUCCGCGCCGCGCCUCCCCGCGCGGCAGCUGCAUGCGACGACGCCCCACCGCUGGACGAACCCGUUCCUGGCGCUUGCGGAUGACAUGGACAGUGCCACGGAGGAGAAGAGCAAACCCAAAACCACGCAGGGGAUGCUGUAUGUGGUCCUCACUCCCUGGCUGGGCUUUGGCAUCUUCUUGCUCAGCUUUCCGGUGCUUUGGUGGAACGAACGGAGGGCCACCGGGCGCCGCGGGAAGCGCGAUCCGCCCGCAGGUUCUGCGACGGUGACCGGCACGGUGGUCAGUGAGAACGAGGAGAAAGGUGAGGUGACGGUGAAAGGCACCGUGCACCAGGAAGAAGGCCAGUCGCUCCUGCGGAACCCCGAGGAAGCCUAUCAGCAGGUGGUCGAGGGCUUCGAGGAUCGUCAGUGCUCCUAUGCCUGCUGCCGCCUGGUACGGCUCUGCUUCGAUUCGAUGCCGAGUUUGGAGGGAGUGGGCGACGUCCGCACCUACUUCUUUCGGGUGUUUGGAGUGCUCAUGAUGUUCACUGGCAUCGACAUGAUGCUGGGCCCCACCUACUUCCUCCUCCGUGGCAUGUGGUUCUUCGGUUUCCUCAUCGCAGCGCAUCUCGCGUUCUGCGCGUGUAAGACCAGUUGUUUGGGCAGCUGUUGCACCAUCCUGACCUCCUAUGUGCUGCACCGCCCUGGGGUGAUGGCUGCACUGGUGCUGACGUUUGUGGGCAUCAGCGGUCUGGGGAUCUACUACAACGCACCCUCGAUCGAAGACCGCUCGCUCUCGCCGCUCUCGGGUGGGUCGAGCCAAAACCUCGGGAGAGAUGCUGAAAUGAGCAACACUUCGGCUUGGCACUUCUGGGAAGUGUUGGGCUGGGAAGUGUUGUGCUUGGUUCCUGUAGAAAAACGCAUUGUUCACCCACACGUGCAUCCAGUCACCUUUGAUCAGUCACUUCGUCAACGCGAAUCAACUUCGAGCUGUCAUUGACUCGGUCGAGUUGGUGGAAGGACCCUCAGUUGGUGCUUUAUUUUUUUCACGACCUGGAUUCAGGUGCCGGUGCAUGCCCGCUGAGAUGGCGCCGACGUUUUCGUCACUCGUUUUGGUCGACAUCUUCGUGCGCAGAAGCCGACGCUUCGUUUCGGGCAGAAGCCCCGAAGAAGUGCACGCUGAGCUUCUUCCCCAGAAGUGAAGCGUAAAAAGUCAGGUGCUGUUCACGAGCCUCCGAGCCUCC
This is a messenger RNA of Durusdinium trenchii, 1288 nucleotides long. The record is from the annotation of a GenBank genome assembly. NCBI's taxonomy places the organism in Eukaryota, Dinophyceae, Suessiales, Symbiodiniaceae.